AUGCCAGACAAUCCUGACGAGCCCGAGGAGCAGGUUUCUGUUGAUCAGCUCACUCCUGAGGAAGCCAGUCGUAUCAUUCAUUCCCAUCGCAAAGUUCGAUAUGGAACCGCGUGUUGGCCAUGCCGCCAGCGAAAGGUGAAGUGCGACAACAAGCAGCCGUGUGAGAACUGCGUGAAGCGGGAGCAUGCCCAGCUGUGCUCCUAUAAGCCCAACAAGUCAUCUGCUUCCAAGGCGCAGCCGUCUACCUCCGCGGAGGGUACCUCACGGAAGCGGGCUCGGUCCUCCUCAGAUGCUCGCGAUGCAAAUUCAAGAGAAGGGCCACUGAAGACUGAACGGCAAGACAGCUGGCCGCGCACAAUAGCCAGCCUUGAGGAUUCGGACGGGGCCACUGAUCGCUACCUUGGGCAGAACAGUAUUCCAGCCCUGCUGCGUGAGCAGUCAUCUCCCACGGACAAGAGCGACCGUGUUGAUAUCCGUCAGGAUAUGAGACCUAUUCUAGGCCUCGAUACAUCAGCACCGUUCCCUCUGAUGUCCUCCAACCACCUGCUUCGCUUAGCCCAGGACAUCGCGGCGGAGCUUCCCUCCGACCGAGAGGUGAUGAGACUCUUUCGAACAUACAAGGAAAUCCCUCAGCCCUUCUGGGGCUUUGUUGUUGAUAUCGAUGACUUCGAAGCCAAAUUGAUGGUUUACUUGGAAGAGCGUUCGCGGAACGCCGCCACUAGCAGUACAGUCAAGUCACCCAGGAAGGCCACAGCAUCAUGGCUUGCCAUCUUAUUUGCCGUCCUAGCUGUUGGCUCCCAAUAUCAUGAAUCCCCUUAUCAUAUUCGAACAAGAGCUUCACAGAGAUAUAUCCAAAUCUCAUUCCAUUUUCUCAGGCUGGGGAAUUUUCUCUUACGGCCUUCAUUCGACUCCAUCCAAGCCCUUCUCCUAACGAGCUUCGUGCUUCUCAAUGAUAUGAAAGCUGAAGCAUCAUGGGCCUUGACUGGACUCACAUGUCGCCUGGCCCAAUCUCUCGGCUUGCAUCGGCCCAAUGCCAACGAGGGCCGCGAAGAUGCACCACCUGAGGUUAAGUUGAAGGACAACAUUCGGCGCAAGUUGUGGUGGACCUGUGUUUGGCAUGACACUCUGACUUCAUUGUCAUUCGACAGGACACCAAUGACCAACUUCCCGAGUUGCCGAAUUCCUCUCAAGUCGGACCCUUCUAUUAGCAACUACACAUACAUCGAGACUAUGCAUCAUCUGAUUGAGAUCAUUUCUCGACGAUUGAACCCAGAGUCAAUGGCCACUGCCUCUUAUGCUCAAAUUGUCGACCAUUGCGAAGCGGUUGAGAAUCUGCGAUCGCAUGCCUGUGCCCAUAUCCAGGACAAGGAUCAGUGUAAAACGGCUCUAGACCGCUUGCAGUUCUUCGCUAUCCGCCUCCACACAUCGUUUGUUAUUUCUGUCGCAUGUCGUCCUGCCUUGAAAAGGGAUAGUGAGUUCGACCCCAACCAGAAGAAAGUGCUGGUGGAACGAUGUAAGAUCAACCUUACCGAAACGGUGAGGAUGUUCCUGGCUAUGCACCAGCUCUCUGUCAUUCCUACGCGAAGUUGGGCAUUCACCUAUCACGGCCUUUCUUCCGCUCUUCUCCUUGGGCUUCUCUGCGAAACCAAGACCGAUCCCGAGGUGCGACAGCUCCAAGGCGAUCUCAUAGCGGCCCUGUCAGCAACCGCUGCCAAAGAGGCAUCCCCAGAUCCUCAUAUUGCAACCACGGAUAAGGACAUUGAGCUCUCCGGUCCUCUUUGGAGGGCUCUUACCGCGCUGAAGAACAUCUACGAUCACGGGACCAUUGGGCGCUCGCACUUGAGGAAGACUGUUGACCCUUCAUCAGCCGGUGGCAGCGGAGACAGAACGCCUCUGCACGGAUAUGCACUAACCAACGGCAACGGCACCACCCAGCCACAAAUCCCAUUUACAAAUACCCAAUUCGCAGGUAUUCCGUCUUCCAGUGACCCGCGCGAAGAUGCGGCACUUGCCAUGGCGGAGAUGCAGAAUGGCGCCUCUCUUCAGGAAUUUAAUGGGAACCCGUACGCCACCACACUCCCGCCGAACAUCAGCCUCGAGGAGAUGGCCGCCGUCAGCGUUGAUCCGACACAAUACAUGGCUCCGAUGGAGCUAUACGAUACUAUUUGGGGAGAAUCACCCCCAGAUCCAUUUAAUGGCGGUAUGGAUCCCGUCACCUUUGACUUCCUCGCCCAGCCUCCACCAGGCCAACCGCAGCAGCAGUAUUAUUUUUGA
Messenger RNA from Clonostachys rhizophaga, 2274 nucleotides. The record is from the annotation of a GenBank genome assembly. NCBI's taxonomy places the organism in Eukaryota, Fungi, Ascomycota, Sordariomycetes, Hypocreales, Bionectriaceae.